This is a messenger RNA of Sphenostylis stenocarpa, 402 nucleotides long. The record is from the annotation of a GenBank genome assembly. NCBI's taxonomy places the organism in Eukaryota, Viridiplantae, Streptophyta, Magnoliopsida, Fabales, Fabaceae.
AUGCCGAUUAACGCUGAAUCUACGCCGCCACCGGUCAUCGGGAAAAUCGGCCCUUACACCGUUUUCAUGACGCCGCCUUCUACACCCAAACCCUCCGAUGACCCCGUUACCACCACCAAGAUCGCUCCUCCGCCGCCUCAGAUUCCCAAAACCGUUCCUUCCCCCAAACCCCUCUCCGAUUCCGACGAUUCCCUUUUUGGCUUCUUCCGAAACGCCGUUACCAAGGUCCAAACCGCCCACUCAAGUUUGGAUGACCAUUUGGCACGUUGGUUUGGAUUAAAUCAGUCAAAAUAUCAAUGGGCUCUCGAUGAUUAUUAUGAGAGCAAGGGAAUGGAAAAAGGAGGCAUCAAAGUGAAAGAGGUAUCGAGCAAAAUACAGAGAUUAUUCCAAAGUGGAGUGUGA